Portunus trituberculatus (swimming crab) is the source of this 5822-nucleotide messenger RNA. Its product is annotated as AKT-interacting protein-like. The record is from RefSeq and is a predicted model, not a curated record. NCBI's taxonomy places the organism in Eukaryota, Metazoa, Arthropoda, Malacostraca, Decapoda, Portunidae. The transcript has 8 exons. The coding region runs from base 327 to 1292 and encodes 321 amino acids.
ACGAGGAAAAGAAAGUGAGAUAGAGAUAUAGAGAGGGAGAGAAAAUAUUGAGAAUAAAGAAAGAAAAUAAAUCAAUAAACUAAUGAAAUAAGAGUGAAUCAUAUUGAGACAGACAGACACACAGACACACCACCUACCUGUGAAGAAGAAGAGGAAGAAGAGAAGAGGAGGAGGAGGAGGAGGAGGAGGAGGAGAUGACAGAAAUAUGAGAACCAGUACUCUCUGAUUCAUCUCUCCUCUCUCUCUCUCUCUCUCUCUCUCUCUCUCUCUCUCUCUCUCUUGGUGGUGAUGGUGGUGGUGUGUGUGCGUGCGUGCGUGUGUUGUUAAUGAGGUGUAUGUGCUGCUGCUGGGCCCCCAAGAAUAAGGAACAGCUCAGUGACAGCGGGGGCCCAGCAGAUGGCAGUGGAGGGGAAGGAGGAGGGGGAGGAGGAGGAGCUGACCACAAUGCUCUACUGGGAGGAGGAGGAGGUGGAGGAGGAGGAAGCAGUUUAAGUAGGAACAGUUCAACUCGUGGCAGUCUUCGAAAAGUGCUGCCUUCCGUACCUGACAUGGACCAGCAGCUCUCAAUGGCAGCCAAGAUGAUAGACCGCCGUACCUCCACACCCAAGGGAAACCACUCCUACAGCCCUUACUUCCUGGAAUACACUCUAUUAGCUGAAUAUAACCUCCUACAGAAGCAGAGAGUGUCGGGAGUGUAUGUGGUCCCUUCAGGAAAGACGCCCCUUGUGUGGUUUGGUGUUAUCUUCAUCCGGCAGGGAAUAUACCAGGAAGGCAUCUUUCGUUUCAACCUCCACAUCCCUGAAAAUUAUCCUGAUGGUGAUGUCCCAACAGUAGUAUUUGAGACCCCCGUGUUUCACCCCCUGGUCAGCCCCGACUCACAGCAGCUUGACAUUCGACGAGGGUUUGCUAACAAGUGGAGGAGGAAUGUGAAUCAUCUGUGGCAUGUCCUUCUCUAUGUCAGGCGGUGCUUCUACAAGAUUGAGACCAGCCACCCUCUGAACCCUGAAGCUGCUGUGUUGUUCGACAGUGACAAUGAGAUGUUUCAAGUAAGAGUGAGGAGCUGUGUGGAGGAGAGCAAGCGGGCCAUGUACGAGCCACCUGCUUCUGCCGCCUCAGACCCCCAUGCCAUUGUCUUCUCCCCAUUCCAGCCUGCCGUUCAUGACACUGUGCUGGAGGAACUGAAGAAGGACAGGAGUGAGUCAACCAGCAGUCUGAAGGAAGGAGGGAACUGCAAUGGCCUGUCUUGGGUGAAGCCUGGCACACUUCAGAUCUUCUCUCAGUCUGCCUCCUGACACGGCCCACACCAGGAGGACCCUCUCUGUUGCUGCUGAAGGGACGGACAGGAACUGGAGUGCUAAUUAGAGCCUCCCAUUGCCUGUUUUCUCCCCCCCCUCACUACCUUGUCUUGCUAUCAUGUUUUUGUUUUUAUUCUUUUUAUUCAUCGUGUACAAGUUUUUAUCAAUUUUUUAGUGUGUGGUGAUUUUUAUUGAUUUUUCUCUUUCUGUUUCCUUUUUGUUGCUUUACUCAUGUUAUUUUUUUAUGGGCUAUUGUCAUCUCAGAUUUCUAUUUAAGUGUGUAGGAUAGUUUAAUUCAUUCACUUUCUGCUAAUUUCUUUUCUGUUCUUGUUGUCUUUGAACCUUGAACUCUACUCAUUAUUUUAUCAUGUUUUCAUCAAAGAUUUCUAUUUUAAUGUCUGGAGGUGAAGUUUUUAUUAAUACCGUGACGUCUUUUUAGCCUCAUUUCAACUUUCAUUCAGCUUUACCUUGCUUGUGUAUUUAUUUAACUAUGCAAAACUUCCAAUAAUUUCCACUUUCUCCCAGUAAUUUCCACCUUCCUAUUUAAGUCUGUGAAUAUAUGAAUUUAAAAACCCUGAUAUCAAUAUUCUCUCCACAAACUCAUACUCUUUCCAGCAUUUUGGUUCUGGUGGUCCUUUUGUUAACCUCUCAUUAAUAUCCUGACGUCUUUUUACUUUCAUUUCAUCUUUCAUUCAGUUUUACCUUGCUUGUGUAUUUAUUUAGCUAUGCAAAACUCUCAGUAAUUCUUUCACCUUAUUUAAGUUUGUGAAUAUAUGAAUUUAAAAACCCUGAUACCAAUAUUCUCUCCACAAACUCAUACUUUUUCCAGCGUUUCUUUACCGGUGGUCCUUCUGUUAACCUCUCACUUUCCCAGCAUUCAAGGUCCUCCUCGGGUCCCUUCCCAUGCCCUGCUAAGCCUCAAGAUUCUAAUGUCUUACGUAUAUCAUCGUGUAUACCUAAUUUACAUCCCUGAGGCUUAAGAACACAGUGUAUCCAGGAUUUAAAACGUUAUGGUGUUAUGCAAAUUGACGGGUGUACACUCAUUUGAUGGUCAGAUUGUCGUGGUUUUCAUGAGCACUUCUUGAUGUGUCUCUUUUGAAAUAUCUGGGUCUGUUUUUUACUUUGUCUUGUUCAUCUUCUUUUCUCCUAUCAUUGGGAGGUAAAGGGAGAUAUUGUGUCCCUCUUUUUUAUCUCAUUUUCUUGACUUUUCUUUCUUCCUAUCACUGAGACCUAAAGAAAACAUUGUCUCAGUCUUAUUUUAGCUUCACUCUCCUUCCCCUUUCUUUCCUCCUAUCAUUGAGAACUAAAGGGAGAUAUUAUGUCUCUUUUUAUUACCUUCAUUCUUUUUACUUUUCUUUCUUCCUAUCUUUGAGAACUAAGGAAAAUAUUGUCUCUUAAAGCCUGAGUCUUGUUUUGCCUUCUUUCUCCUACCCUUGUCUUUCCUCCUAUCAUUGAGAACUAAAGGGAGAUAUUUCUGUCUUUUUAAUACUUGACUCUUGUUUUAUCUUCAUUCUGCUUCCCUUUUCUUUCCAACAAUUGAGAACUAAAGGGAGAUAUUUUUUGUGUCUUUUCUAACAUUUGAGUCUUGUUUUACCUUUCCUUCCUUUUUAUAAAGAUAUCAGUAUGUAUAUCUUUUUACUGCAUUGCUACCUUCUCGUCAUUCUUUCCUCCUAUCCUGAGCUAAUGGAGUAUAGACCCAGGCACAGUGUUGUAUAAAGGACACGUACCUAUGAACCUUGCAGAGUCAUAGAAUAGUGACUCCUCCUCCUUUCCUUACUAAUACCUGGGUUAGUUUGUGUGGCAAGUGAUCCCUGUGUCGCCUGUAGGUAUAGUUUUGUAUGUCUCCUCUGCACACCCAAACCCCAGGACUGUGUAUAAGGUGUAUGAGAACAAUAAUUCGCGUGUAGAACAAUCAGUUAGUGGUUUGAGACAAAUCCCUCGCUGUGGUGCAUAUGUUUGUCUGUCAGGGAUUUGUUCUCAGACGUGGUACUUUUUUACCCUUGACUUGGUGGCUUCCAGAAUGUGUUGUACUUGUCCCUCCCCUUCACACAUACAUACAAACACACUAAACAUAAAUAAGAAGCUUGACUCAACUAUAAAAAUACAGAUAAAUAUACAAACAGGUAACUAGGCAACACACACACAAACCUUGACUCGCUAGUGUAGAAACAAAAGUGAAAUAAGUGAAAUACACACAUACAUACACACACACAUACACAAGAAUCAUAAGUAAGAAGCUUGACUCAACUAUGAAAAUACAGACAACAUACAAAUUAGUAACUAGGCAACACACACACACAGACACAUAAACCUUGACUCACUAGUAUAGAAAUAUAAGUAAACACAUACAUACACACACACAGACACUUCAGCAGCAGUACCAAUAGAAUGCUGAGGUCAGAAUGCUCAUGAGAAGUUACAGCACAAGACCAAACUCCCUCAUCCUGUGUCCCUCCCUUGAAUUAGUGUGUAGUAUUUUGUAAACCUCACCACAACCAACUGAACAAAAGUAACCACAUUGAACAUUUCAGCGUCUUAACUUCUAUCAGGCUGUAGUGGAAGAUGUAAAGGUUCUCAAGAGUGUUUUCUGGGUUCUAGUGAUAGUUUAACCCCCUUCAGUACUGGGACAUAUUUUUACCUUGAGUUUUGUGUAUGAUUAGACCAUUUCAUUGACAUUAAGAAGACUCUAUGAAGGCCAGAAGACUAAUGGCCUCAGUCUUCACUAUUUUAAUCCCUCACAUGAGUUUCUGAAGCUGUUUUAAGUCAAUAAAUAGUCACCAGAAUUAACAUGUCUGGUACUGAAGGGGUUAAGCAUCAUUUCUGCAUUGUGGACAGAAAAACGUUCUUGAGAAUGUGACCUCUCAUCUCUGUGGUGUUUGAAAAUAGUUGUGGUGAGAAAGUUAAGUGUUGCAAAAUAUGGGCCUUGUUAUGUCACUGUAAAGAGUUAAUAGAGAUUUAUUCAUGUAUUUCUAACUAUGCAGUGAGUUUUGGGCCAUACUUGUUACUGAAUAGGUGUUGUUUGUGGGUGAUUAUGAGGUGAGUGCGUGAAAGAUGUGAAAAGUGAGUGAUAGAGGAAAGAAACGUGAUAAUAAAUGUUUUUCUCACUUUUAUUAAUGAUUUUGUCUGCUUCAUUUUGCAGUGUGUGUAUGUCAGAGUGAUUAAUGCUUUCUGAACUGACACACACACACACACACACACACACACACACACACACACACACACACACACACACACACACACACACACACACACAGGAGUAAAACUUGCAUUGUAUACCAGCACUCAUUAUAAAUUCUCACUCCAAGCAUGUGAACCUCCUUACAUGUGUGUGUGUGUGUGUGUGUGUGUGUGUGUGUGUGUGUGUGUGUGUGUGUGUGUGAGAAAGAACAAGAGCUAGUCCUUCUAUGCGUACUAGUUACUAAUUCUAUUGUGUAGUGCAGCCAUCAACUGUCUUCCUGAUUCAAGACACGUGUUUCUGAAGGAUCAAAGUCUACUAAUACAAAGGAACAUGAUAAGACCACAUAAUUUCUCUUAACAUUUUAUUUACUGAUCUUUUUCAUGUUACCAGUUGAAUGUCACUAAAUUGUCAAGCUACAGCAAUGCAAAGUGAAAUGUUAAUAUCCAGGCAUUUCUCUGUGAGUGUUUUAUUUGGGGAUGUUUUAAUGUUGCAAAUGUUGUGCUUUGUUCCAGUGCACAAAUUCAGUAUUGGUAUUUAAGUAUUGGUCAUUUGAAAGCUUCUCAGGAAAAGGCAGUAAUUAAAAUUUUUUUGAAUUGGAAGCUAACAGAAUUGAUGGUUAUUUCAGCUGACAUCUUUCUAAUUUUUGUAUAUUUAAAUCAUACAAAAACUCGUCAUUCAUAAACUAAAACAAAAAACAAAUCAAACACAAAUAAGAAGAAAAUACGAUGCUACUUUCUACAUUUUUACAUCAAUGAUUUUAACCACAAACUGAUCACAUGCACUUACUCAUAACUAAGAGGUUGGCAGUCACUCAGCAUCAGGACACGAGCUGAACAGAGCAGGGAAGAGAGUUGAUGGCUUGAACUGCACUGUAUUCACUAUUGGUGGUGAACUGUUUGUACAAGUGAUGAGAACUGACAAAUCACAGACCCCUCAUUUUAUACCCGAGUGUGAUAGUGAUAUUAAUACUACCUACUACUACUACUACUACAUAUUACUACUACUACUACAUAUUACUACUACUACUACUACUACUACUACUACUCUCGGGAUAAUAUUCUCAAACAUCUUGGCAUCUUAUCCUACUUUUAACAGGUUCUAGUGGAAGCUUAGGGUGUUUUCAUGAUUCCUGUGAUAGUUGAAAAGGUUCCACAUCGUUAUAGGGAGAAAGAAGUGAAUUAAGAAGAGAAAGUAAAGGAAUGGAAAGAAACGCCCCUUGAAAGCCACACCAAUCAUCUCUGUAGCCUUUUAAAAGUACUGAUGUAGGUGUUUGAAAAUUGAAUCCCAUUUUACUUUAGAUAUUAGUUGGCAUUCUGAUGUAUGAUAUGUAAAUAAAUCUAUUAAUAUGA